AGCCAGGCGAGCGGCGGUGUCCGCGGGCGACGCGAGAGGACGGUCGGAGCCCGGAGGCUCGCGCGGCGCCAUGGCCCCCAUUGGCCUCAAAGCGGUGGUCGGAGAGAAGAUCAUGCAUGAUGUGAUCAAGAAGGUGAAGAAGAAGGGGGAGUGGAAGGUGUUGGUGGUGGAUCAGCUGAGUAUGAGGAUGCUGUCCUCCUGUUGCAAGAUGACGGACAUCAUGACAGAGGGCAUAACCAUUGUGGAAGAUAUCAACAAGCGCAGGGAGCCGCUGCCCAGCCUGGAGGCCGUGUACCUCAUCACUCCGUCCGAGAAGUCCGUCCACUCUCUCAUCAGUGACUUCAAGGACCCACCGACUGCCAAGUACCGGGCGGCGCACGUGUUCUUCACCGACUCUUGUCCAGAUGCCCUUUUUAAUGAGCUGGUGAAGUCGCGAGCAGCCAAAGUCAUCAAAACUCUGACGGAAAUCAACAUCGCGUUUCUCCCGUACGAGUCCCAGGUGUAUUCCUUGGACUCUGCUGACUCUUUCCAAAGCUUCUACAGUCCCCACAAGGCUCAGAUGAAAAAUCCCAUACUGGAGCGCCUGGCAGAGCAGAUCGCAACGCUGUGUGCCACCCUGAAGGAGUACCCGGCUGUGCGGUAUCGGGGGGAGUACAAGGACAACGCCUUGCUGGCUCAGCUAAUCCAGGACAAGCUCGAUGCCUACAAAGCUGAUGACCCAACAAUGGGGGAGGGCCCGGACAAGGCACGCUCCCAGCUCCUGAUCCUGGACCGCGGCUUUGACCCCAGCUCCCCUGUGCUUCACGAGCUGACCUUCCAGGCUAUGAGUUACGACCUGCUGCCUAUUGAGAAUGACGUGUACAAGUAUGAGACGAGCGGCAUCGGAGAGGCACGGGUGAAGGAGGUGCUCCUGGAUGAGGACGACGACCUGUGGAUAGCGCUGCGCCACAAGCACAUCGCCGAGGUGUCCCAGGAAGUCACCCGGUCUCUGAAAGACUUCUCUUCUAGCAAGAGGAUGAACACCGGGGAGAAGACCACCAUGCGGGACCUGUCCCAGAUGCUGAAGAAGAUGCCCCAGUACCAGAAGGAGCUCAGCAAGUAUUCAACCCACCUGCACCUUGCUGAGGACUGCAUGAAGCAUUACCAAGGCACCGUAGAUAAACUCUGCCGAGUGGAGCAGGACCUGGCCAUGGGCACAGAUGCCGAGGGGGAGAAGAUCAAGGACCCCAUGAGAGCCAUCGUCCCCAUUCUGCUGGACGCAAACGUCAGCACCUACGACAAGAUCCGCAUCAUCCUCCUCUACAUCUUCCUGAAGAAUGGUAUCACCGAGGAGAACCUCAACAAGCUGAUCCAGCACGCCCAGAUCCCCCCGGAUGACAGUGAGAUCAUCACCAACAUGGCGCACCUGGGCGUGCCUAUUGUCACUGAUUCCACGUUGCGCCGCAGGAGCAAGCCUGAGCGGAAGGAGCGCAUCAGUGAGCAGACCUACCAGCUCUCACGAUGGACCCCGAUUAUUAAAGACAUCAUGGAGGACACAAUUGAGGACAAACUGGACACCAAGCACUACCCUUACAUCUCCACUCGCUCCUCGGCCUCCUUUAGUACCACUGCGGUCAGUGCCCGCUAUGGACAUUGGCACAAGAAUAAGGCCCCAGGGGAGUACCGCAGUGGCCCCCGCCUCAUUAUUUUCAUCCUUGGGGGCGUGAGCCUGAACGAGAUGCGCUGUGCUUACGAGGUGACCCAAGCCAGCGGGAAGUGGGAGGUGCUGAUAGGAUCCACGCACAUCCUCACCCCACAGAAGCUGCUGGACACCCUGAAGAAGCUGAACAAAACAGAUGAAGAAAUGAGCAGUUAAAAACUCAGCCGCCCUCCACAACAGGACCCUCCCACAGUGCUCCGCGGCCCGCGCCCACCUCCUCUGCUGACCCCCUGUCCGUUGCCUCCCUGCUCUGCACGCCCUGGCCGGCCCUGUUGCCGCUGCGUUCUUGUGUUAUUGAUGCCCUCUUCUUGUUUGAAACAAAAGAAAACCAUGCAUUGUGUUUUUUAAAGAGUAUCUUCUGUAUGUACCUAAAAGGACAAGCGAUGCGCUGCAGAAGUCUGCGAGCUGCCGGGAGUGAGUAGACGGCCCCUCCCCAUGGUCUGGGACUCCGUGACCUUGUACAUAACCGGCUUGGCGCAUGCAGAUUGCUUGAGUCUGGAAAGGCAGCAGCUUGGUGUCUGACAGACUGGUGUGGCCCGUUCGCGUUCUUGAGAGUCACCGAGCCGUCCCUGCAGAGGACGCGCGGUGGCCUGCACGCGUUCCUCCCCCGGCCCUGGGGCCUGCUCUCAUCCAGGUCAGCUGGGAAGUGGCCCUCUCGGGACACCUCGCAGCACCCGAGGUGGAACUGACCCCUUUGCUUUCGCUGGCAGCUAUGUGCCCAGUGGCACUGCUGUGGGUGGGGCUGAGGGUUCCAUGGGAAGCCAGGCUGGGUGUCCACGACCUGUCACUGCCCCCUGCUGGCCCGUGUGCACAAGGUGUGCACAAGGGAAGUCUUGGUGCCCAGAGAAGCAGAAAGCAGACUUGCACCAGAGAUCUCGGUCUCCCUCGGAGAAACGCUCGGGCACAAUGCUGUCGGCCGGACCCCUCCCUUCCCUGGCGUCACCGCACUCGCCGCUUCCCCGAGUCCCAUCAGCCUGGUAGAGGUGGGGAGUCAGGAGUGGAGGAGAGCGAGGCAGGGGCUGGGGCUGUCGACAGGGCCCUUUGCUGGGCCUGAAGUGGCCACUGGGCUUGUGCAGCCCCUGCACCUGCUCAGCAGGCAGCUGUGGCCGAGCGCCCUCGGCUUCCGAUACUCCCGAAUACUGGAUCGCGUGCAGCGUGCGGCCGUGUCAUCGUGCUUGGAAGACAAAGCGGUCGUUUUAUUCCCUGUAUGAAAACGUAGCUGUGUGAAACUUCGCUCUAAAGCAAACGUUAACGAAGGGAAUGCUGGGAGGAUGUGCCGUCCUCUCGGACUCUGCAGCUGUCCACCGCGCAGUGCGAGCACACCGUUGUGCAAUAGAAUGACAGUGGAAGUCACAAAAGCGUCCCCGGCCCAGCCCCAAGCCGCCCUUUAACCCCGCGGACUGUGGACAUUCCGUGUCUCGUGAUUGUCGUGGUGUGUGCUAGUGCAGCGCAGCCUCCCGCCUCAGAAUGUGCCCCCCGCCCCGGGUGCCGGCUGUGCCCCCUCCCCCGCCCAGGUUAGUUUUCAGGGCUCCGGCUCCGGCCCCCCCCAGCCCCUGCUCCUCAGGACAGCACUGUAGGUACUCGCAUUGGUUCGUUCCCUACGUCCCCGCCCCAGACCACGCGAUGCUCACGCUUCAGGACCUUGUUCGUCGAACGUGUUGGUUUUCCUUUCUGUUAUUUAUAUAUAUAAAAUAAUUUAUCAAAAGGAUAUUUUAGAAAAGCUGGUCUGUCUUGAGCCUUGUUGACUUGGCAUUACCGGGACCUCCGUGUUUGGAAGUAUUGAAGCACAAACUUGCAUCAUGUCUGUACCGUUCUGUACUGAAGCCCUCGCGUCUACUCAAUAAAGAAAUCAG
This is a messenger RNA of Lepus europaeus (European hare), 3552 nucleotides long. RefSeq names its product syntaxin binding protein 1 (gene STXBP1). The transcript is spliced from 19 exons. Lineage: Eukaryota; Metazoa; Chordata; Mammalia; Lagomorpha; Leporidae. Gene Ontology annotation, molecular function: syntaxin binding. Gene Ontology annotation, cellular component: plasma membrane; secretory granule. The coding region runs from base 71 to 1855 and encodes 594 amino acids. The record is from RefSeq and is a predicted model, not a curated record. Gene Ontology annotation, biological process: vesicle-mediated transport; neurotransmitter secretion; intracellular protein transport.